Knipowitschia caucasica is the source of this 2184-nucleotide messenger RNA. The record is from the annotation of a GenBank genome assembly. Lineage: Eukaryota; Metazoa; Chordata; Actinopteri; Gobiiformes; Gobiidae.
AUGCAGACUACAACUUUUCUACUGUUGUUUCAUAGCGAAAGUGAUUCUUUCAAGAAUCCUUCAGUCCAAAAGAUGAGUGGAGCAGCUUUGGGUAUUGAAAUUGUGGUAGUGUUUUUUCUGGCUUUGUUCCUGCUACAUCGGUAUGGGGACUUCCGGAAGCAACAGCGUAUGGUAUUAUUUGGCACACUUCUUGCCUGGUAUCUGUGUUUUCUAAUUGUCUUCAUUUUACCAUUGGAUGUCAGCACGACAAUCUACAAACAAUGUGUUAUUGAUCAUGAGAUUGCCUCAGAUCCAACGGUUCGUCAAUUUCCGCUUACCAAUACAACAAGAAAUUCAUCCGUCACAUCAACUACAAGCCCGCGAAAACCAUGCUAUAAACCAUGGAGUUAUAUUCCCGAUGGAAUUAUGCCUGUGUUUUGGAGAGUGGUGUAUUGGACAUCACAGUGUCUGACAUGGUUGCUCUUGCCAUUCAUGCAGUCAUAUGCUCGAUCUGGAGGCUUUUCAAUUACUGGAAAAAUUAAAACUGCCCUUAUUGAAAACGCAAUCUAUUAUGGGACCUAUUUGCUUAUAUUUGGCUCACUGCUUAUAUAUGUUGCUGUUCACCCACAUUGGCAUCUUUCCUGGUAUGAGUUGCAGACCAUUGGUAUCACGGCUGCCAACACUUGGGGCUUGUUUCUUCUGGUGUUGUUGCUUGGAUAUGGAUUGGUAGAAAUUCCACGUUCUUACUGGAAUGCAUCUAGACAUGGACACAUGCUCAUCAAAACAUAUUUUAAGGCAUCCAAACUAAUGACGGAAAAAGCUGAUGCAGAGGAAAAUCUUGAGGAUGUUAUGGAGGAGGUGAGAAAAGUGAGCGAAUCAAUUAAGUACAAUCAUCCACUGAGAAAAAGUGUUGACACAAUUCUAAGAAAAUGCCCUGUCGACUAUCAGGAGAAAAUGGGGAGAAACAACGAUGACUAUGAAGAUUUUGAUGACAAACAAAACACAUACCCCAGCGAGAAGAGUCUUGUAAAACUUCAUAAACAGGUGAUAUAUGCGGUGCAAAGACACAACAGGACACGUGUACAGUGGGAAAUCCUUUUGCAGCAAGCCAUCCAUUGGGAAGACGUUGCCAAGAAUGAAACUAGUUCUACACACCAGUUUGUUCACAGUUUUCCCUCCGCAGAGCCAACUGGAUGGUUUAGCCGUUAUAUUUACACACCAACAGUUGAAUGGUACUGGGAGUGUUUUCUGAAGCAGUGGUUUUAUAAGCUGCUGUCAGUCAUCUUGACUAUGUUCAGUGUGGCUGUGGUUUGGUCCGAGUGCACUUUCUUCAGCACCCGGCCUGUCCUUUCACUCUUUGCUGUGUUUAUCCAGCUGGCCGAAAAAGACUAUAAUUACUUGUACAUUGAGAUGGCGUGUUUCCUCACAAUUUUCUUCCUCUGCAUCUGCGUUUACUCGACUGUGUUUCGUAUUCGAGUUUUUAAUUACUAUUACCUGGCUCCACAUCAUCAGACAGACGCCUACAGCCUUCAGUUUAGUGGGAUGUUGUUUUGCCGUUUAACACCUCCCCUGUGCCUCAAUUUUCUUGGAUUAAUUCACAUGGAUUCUGCAAUCUCACAUCAGCAGAAAGAACAGACUGCAUACACCACAAUUAUGGGAUCCAUGCGAGUUCUAUCGUUUAUUGCUAAUGGAUUCUAUAUCUAUUAUCCCAUGUUGAUUUUGAUUCUCUGCAUUGCUACGUACUUCAGUCUGGGAACGCGCUGUCUGAAUCUUCUCGGCUUUCAGCAGUUCAUGGGCGACUGUGAAAUGACGUCUGACUUGAUUGACGAGGGUAAAGAGCUAAUUAGGAGAGAGAAAAGAAAGCGACAAAGAAUUGAAGAUGGCGAGAACAGGCGAAGAGAAUGGAAAGAGCGCUAUGGAAAUCCAAGACAAGAGAUCACAGCAAGAAACAGAGGCAGCCACGAAAUGAAGGAAACCAACUAUUCAGAUGCUGUGAACCCAAGCACAAACAGGCAGGCAAAGUAUUCACGAAGCACUAAUCGGCCAGAGAAGGACUGCGUCGAACUGCUUCAGGAUGCAGAGCCUUUAGAUUUUAACGCAGAUUCUUUAACAGAAGACACCAUGGAUACUGACACUGGAAGGCACAUUGGGGGCAGGUAUCUGUCCAUGUCGUCCUCCCGUAACAGGAUCUUUGAUGAUGUCUGA